UUUCCAUUAUAAGAUAUAAAUUAAGCAUAAAAUAUUUAUUUUUUGAUAAAAUCUCAUCUUUGUAGUUUUGUGCAGAAAUUAAUGAAAGAAUUCAUUUGACAAUAUUAAUUUCUGCUCACUAUUUAAUACUAUAUUACUACCCGCAGUAAAUAAAGGAACGCGCCCUAAUCACUUUAUGAUACUACAAAUGCGUUCCAUUUUCCGUGCUACUAAUCAUUCACUGCAGGUUUUGAAACGACUAACACGCUGCUUUCAGUAGCAGUCCUAUCAGUACUGUCAGCAUUUCAGAACGUAACUUAUCAACACGUCGUAAUCAUCCUCAGGCUUCUCUCUGCUAAUAAAAUGGAAUAGUUCAUGCCGUGUUGAAUGGAAAAAGAGAGAACUUUAAGUAUUUACUUGUAUGUCAUUAUCAUUUUAUUCAGAGUAUAAAUAUAUUUAAUAAAUAUAUACUUUGAGCAUAUAUACUGAAUAACAUUGUCACAUUCAAAUCAUUCAGUAUACUGAAUAAUAUUGUCAUAAAGAAGAAUGUCCGAUAAUUUAUUAACUAAGGAAAACAAAUUUCAUAAAGUAAAUCAGGACCUUCAAUUGAAAAUGCAUGAUAUAAUGAUGGAAAUUAACUCCAUGACAUGUAUUAAAGCCAAUAAUAAGUUGCUCAUCGAUACAAAGCAAUUACAUACAAGUUUUACAAUGAAAGAUAUGGAAACAACUUGUCCAGGGGAUAAAACAUCAAAUAUAGACGAACAAUUAAUAAAAUCACUUGAAGUUUCUGAAAUCUUGUCUACAGAAAAUAUUUCUGACACUGAAAUUUCAUCAAAGAAGUAUAAUUUAGGAAAUGAGGCUAUUAUCAAAUUGUUUAAAGGCAAAAUAGAUAUAUUACAUAAAAAGCUACAAACAAUACAGCUUGAACAUAACAAAAAGUGUGAAUAUUCUAAACAAUUAGAAGUAAAAAAUAAAAAGCUUGAUGAGACUCAAGUUAAAUUAUAUAGACAGAUAGAAUUAUUAAGUAAUACAAUUGCAAAGCUGGAAAGUACAAAUUGUGAUAUAUUCUCUAAGUGUCAAGCUUUGAGCAAUGAGAACAUUGUCUUGGAGAAGGAUUUAUACAGUCUUAAGACGGAAAUAAAGACAUUACGUAAACAAAUAUCUAAUUUUGAUAUACGACUAAAUAGAUCUCUAGAAAGUAAUGGGAAACUUAGGAGCAUGUUAAAAUCUAGUCAAUUAGAGGGAAAAGAAUUAAGAGACCAAAUUAAAAAAUUGCUGGAAGAUAAGAAUUUAUCCAUAAAAAAUUUAGAAAAACAACGACUGGAAUUAAUGCAAGCGUUUAAAAAACAAGUACUGCUUGUAGAUAAUUUAAAACGACAAAAUAUAUAUUUAAUGGCAAGUGGGAAAAUUCAUUUGACAAGAGAAGACCUUACAAAAUUAUUAGAGUGGAAACCUCAGAGACUCUCAAGUGUAUAAAAAAUAUUUAUUGAACGACUGUUACUAUUUAGGUUGAUGUAAAAAUAAUUGUGAUUAAUUACAUAAUAAUAAUUACAUUAAUUACGUAAUAAUAAUUACAUAUCGAGUACAAAGGCAUAUACAUCAGUUAAAAAUUAUAUUUAUUAAUUAAGAUAAAAUCGUUGGCCUUACACAUUUCUCUCAACGGCAACCAAGUUUGUUUAUUCCUACAAGAUAGAAUUUUGGAAAAGAUAAUGGUAACUAGAAAAAUCGGCGCCAAACUUAAAAUGAUGAAAACCGUAAUUAUUUUUGCACCAACUUAAUA
Molecule: messenger RNA, 1759 nt
Organism: Harpegnathos saltator (Jerdon's jumping ant)
Lineage: Eukaryota; Metazoa; Arthropoda; Insecta; Hymenoptera; Formicidae
Exons: 6
Coding region: 526-1455 (309 amino acids)
Source: RefSeq, a predicted model, not a curated record